GUUGAAACCCGGAAAAGAUGGUCAACCUGGCAACCGACGCCACAAAACGGCGGGGAACAGCGCUUGUGGGCUGUGCAGCAUCCCCGAGACCCGGCAGUGUUUACAUUCUUCCGCUUUUGGGGUCGCAUAUUGAAAGUUCUUUUCCUCUCUUCGACUGAACAAACGUUCGCGGGGGAAACCACCUCGGUUUUUAUUGUUACGGGAAUUAAUCCAGGCAGCUUGCAGGACAAGCACGCCCAUCAUGGAGCAGCAGGGUAAUCUGCAAGCUGCUUCUACCUACAUUAAUAAUGUCUUAUUGGCCCGGGGUCUGGUGAAGAGCGGGCGACCCAUUGAUUUUGCGGACCCAGAGAAUGAGGAGGGCGGAUUGGGCGCGACCAUGGCAACGAUAAUCAACCUGGUCAAUGACUUGGUUUUGAGGCGAGAUCGUGAAGUAGAACAUCGAGAGAACCUAGCGACGACGAUCCGGGCGUUACGAGCAGAAGAGUCACACAAGACCAUGGAAAUUGAAAAACUCCAGACCAAGACGACCGAAUUAACACGGGCGUUAGCACUGGCGGAGGCGCAAGAGCGAUCACUCAAGACCAACAUGUCAAGCGCAGAGGCGACGAUCCGAGGGCUGAAAGACCAAGUACAGCGCAUGAAGACAACAGUGCAGCAGGUGCGAUCUCAGUGUGCCAACGAUAUCCGCAAACGUGAUCUCGAACUACAGAAACUGAAGGGCCAUCUAGCGGAUCGACAACGGGGGAAGCGCGAAGGGCUCAGUGUGACGACCAUCAAUAUCAACCCGAGCGCCAGCCAAUCGUCGAAGACCAGGUACCUAGCUGGUGGAGAAGGCGUUCGGGAUCCGGGAUACAGCUUAAAGCAGGAGACAAAUGACUUUCUCACGGAGCUAUGCCAGAAUCUGAGCGACGAAAACGACUCCCUCAUCCUCCUUGCACGGAACACGAUCCACACGUUGAAUGACCUGCAGGGCUUGCAGGAAGAAGAGGCAGACGGUGGAGAUGAGUAUUCUCACGGGAUGGCCAGCGUGGGCACCCAACGCUCGACCCACAGUGUCCCUGCUAUUACAACGCUACCUGCUUCAUGCGAAGAGCUGACCGGCCAGAUGGACCGGGUGCUGGAGCAUCUGCGGACCUUGCUCACCAACCCGUCAUUCGUCCCGCUGGAAGAAGUAGAGAUACGAGACCAGGAAAUUAACCGACUACGCGAGGGCUGGGAGAAGAUGGAAAGCCGAUGGAGGCAAGCUGUAACGAUGAUGGAUGGCUGGCACAAACGAAUUGCUCAGGGUGGAGGCUCCGUGCGGGCAGAAGAGCUUCGAAUGGGCCUGAAACUAGACGUCCAAGUUGAUUCCAGGCAUUCACGAGUCAAAAACGAAGACGUAGCCAUUCACUCGCCGAUUUUUGAGGACCAAGAGGCCGAGGACGAGGAGGACGAGUACGAUCAGGAAGGGGAAGAGACGGUUGAAGCAAGCCCAGAGGACGAGUCACCCUGUACAGCGGAGGAGGCUCCUCAGCCAAGCGCUAGCCGAGCCUUAAAAGAGCGGAGCGACAAUAUCAUUGCGGCGGGACGAUCAUCACGGAAAGAGGUCACAUUCUCAGAUAAACAGCAAGAGUCACCGAACAAACCACAGGAAGAUGACACACUGUCUGUAAAGGCUCAUCAAUCAGACGCGGUAACGCGGAGACCAUCCAGGAAGCGAGUUGAGCCGAAAGGGCCCCGUCCGGCCCCGACCCGGAUGAGCGUGCACCAGAAACUCGCAGCCGCCGAGAGCGAAGCACGAGCCGCAGAGCAAGCGCGCAAAGAGCGCGAGAGCCGGAAGAGAAGUCGUGGAGGCAAAAUAGCGCGAAAGGGCACUCAGGAUCGACGACGGAGCACUUUGACGCACGACGAGUUGGACGAGCUGAUGGGGAUGAAGUAGCAUAUACCCCUAUGAUUUUUUUUUUUUUCCUCUUUUGUUUUUCGUUUUGUUUUCAUUAUCUUUCACUGUUCUAUAUUCCUCUACUGCAUAAUAAUGUAUUGUUCCUGAAGAAUUCCAGAAGUAAUGGCAGGACAUGAAUCCGCAACCCUCGGCAAAUAUCAGUUUAUGUUUUCCACCUGGGCAAGGUAUCGAUCGAUAUGUGCUGGAGAAGAGGAAAGUUGGGAAGUUAUAGAUUUUUAUCUCGUGUUAGCUUCCUUGCUCAUUGUUGUAAAUGUAUUUAUUGUACAAUCGCCUGGAUUUGGGUCCUUACUCUGGUACUCUUAUUUGCGAAGAUGGAUCUUGUACUGUUCUCCUAAUUAGGAAAUGGGUAUGAAAUGAAAUAACCGAG
Aspergillus ochraceoroseus IBT 24754 is the source of this 2306-nucleotide messenger RNA. RefSeq lists its product as uncharacterized. Bases 242 to 1918 code for a protein of 558 amino acids. Lineage: Eukaryota; Fungi; Ascomycota; Eurotiomycetes; Eurotiales; Aspergillaceae. The transcript has 4 exons. The record is from RefSeq and is a predicted model, not a curated record.